GUAAUAAGCAAGGGAAGCCCGAGCGCCUUUCUUUCUGCACGUGUUCGCCCUUUACCGCAAGCCCUUCUCCAGUUUGGGCUCAAGUUUCUCACUACCCUGUUGGGGUUGGAUUUCUGAGGUGAAGAAAUGCUGUCAUUCAGGGAUGUGGCCAUUGAUUUCUCUGCAGAUGAGUGUGAAUGCUUGGACUCUGCUCAGUGGGAUCUGUACAGGGAUGUGAUGUUGGAGAAUUACAGCCACCUUGUGUUCCUGGGUCUUUCCUUCUCCAAGCCGAUAUUGGUCAGAUUUCUGGAGAAAAAUCAAGAGCUUCGGAAUGUGAAGAAAAAAGCAGCUGCUGUGCCCCGAGGAAAAAAACCCUAUAAAUGUAAAGGAUGUGACAAAGCCUUUGCUAAGAGCUCCAUCCUUACUCAUCACCUGAGAAUUCACAUUGGAGAGAAACCUUCUAAGUGUGACAUAUGUGGCAAGGGCUUAUCUCUGCCCACCAUACUUCAUAACCACCAGAAAAUUGAUACCAGAGAGAAACCCUACAAAUGUGAAGUGUGUGGCAAGGCCUUUUCUAAGCCCUCCACACUUGUUAACCACCAUAAUAUUCACACUGGAGAGAAGCCUUACAAAUGUGGCAAGGCCUUUUUUAUGCUCUCCACAUGUACUAAUCACCAGAAAAUUCACACCGGACAGAAACCCUAUGAGUGUGAAGUAUGUGGCAAAAAGUUUUCCAGUCCUGCAGACUUUACAAAACACCGAAGAGUUCAUACUGGAGAGAAACCAUAUAAGUGUGAAGAGUGUAAAAAACCCUUUAGUAAUCUUUCAGCCCUUAGUAGACACAAAGUUGUUCACACUGGAGAGAAACGCUACACCUGUGAGAAAUGCGGCAAAGCCUAUAGCAGGAGUUAUCACCUUAGUCGACAAAAGAAAGCUCAUACUGGACAGAAAACUUACAAGUGUAAAGAAUGUGGCAAAAUGUUUUACUAUUCUUCAGACCUUAAAAGACAUCAGAAAAUUCAUUCUGAAGAGAGGCCGUAUGAGUGUAAGGAAUGUGGCAAAGCCUUUCCCAGUCCUUCAGAUGUUACUCAACAUGCAAGAACCCAUAAGAGAGUGAAGCAAUAUACCUGUGACCAUUGUGGAGAGUGCUUUACUAUUCAGACAACAUUUUCUAACGUCCGGAAAAUUCGUCUUGAGGGAAAACCAUCUGAAUGUGAGAGAUGUCGAAAGAACACUUCUGGGAAAUGUAGUCUCUCUCAGCAGGACUCCGCUAGACCGGACUCUGCUCUCUAUGCUUCCGGUUCAUUUUGCUUUUGUGUUUCUCCAAACUCUGCGGCUUUCUCAAAGUUGGGACAGUGUGGCUUGUGCUCCGCGCUCGACAUGGAGGACCUUCUGUCAUUCACAGAUGUGGCCAUUGAUUUCUCUGCAGAGGAGUGUGAAUGCUUGGACUCUGCUCAGUGGAAUUUGUAUAAGGAAGUGAUGUUGGAGAAUUACAGCAACCUCGUGUUCCUGGGUCUUGCUUUCUCUAAGCCAUACCUGGUCACAUUUCUGGAGCAAAGUUCACAUCCAUGGAGCAUGAAGAGAAAAGCAUCAGCGGCCAUCCAUCUAGGAUCAAAAGCCCAUAAAUGUAAAGAAUGUGGGAAAGCCUUUGAUAGGAAUUCAGUCCUUAUUCAACAUCAAAGAAUUCACACUGGUGAGAGACCCUACAAAUGUGAAGAAUGUGGCAUGGCCUUUACCGGUCGCUGUAUUCUUUCUAAGCAUCAGCGAAUCCAUACUGGAGAGAAACCCUACAAAUGUAAAGAAUGUGGCAAAGCUUUCAGCUGUUCUUCCAACCUUCACCAACACCAACAAAUUCAUAGAGGAGAGAAACCCUAUAAAUGUGAUGACUGUGGGAAGGCCUUUAGCUGUUCUUCGUAUUUAUAUAAGCAUCAGCGAAUCCAUACUGGCAUGAAACCCUACAAAUGCAAGGAAUGUGGCAAGGCUUUUAACUGUUCUGCAAACCUUAUUUACCACCAGAGAAUUCACACUGGAGAGAAACCAUAUAAAUGUGGUGAAUGUGGGAAAGCCUUUACCAUUUAUUCAACGUUUAUGAAUCACCAGCGAACACAUAGUGGAGAAAAACCCUACGAAUGCAAAGACUGUGGGAAAGCCUUUACUAAUUGUUAUAAUCUAAUUCAACACCAAAGAAUUCAUACUGGAGAGAAACCCUAUGCAUGUGAAGAAUGUGGCAAAUCUUUUAACUAUUCUUCCCACCUUAAACAACACAAAAGAAUCCAUACUGGAGAGAAACCAUACAAAUGUGAAGUAUGUGGCAAAGCUUUUAACUGUUCUGAUUAUCUGGUUAAGCAUCAAAGAAUCCAUACUGGAGAAAAACCCUACAAAUGUGAAGUAUGUGGCAAAGCUUUUAGCUUUUCUACAUAUCUGCAUAAACAUCAAAGAAUCCAUACUGGAGAGAAACGCUACAGAUGUGAAGAAUGUGGUAAAGCUUUUACUAAUUAUUCGGGGCUUAUUGUUCACCGAAGAGUUCAUACUGGAGAGAAACCCUACAAAUGUGAAGAAUGUGGCAAGGCCUUUAGUGUUCACACAUCACUCUCUAAACAUCAGAGAAUUCAUACUAGAGAGCAACCUUACAAAUGUGAUGAAUGUGGAAAGACAUUUAAUGUUCAGUCAACAUUCUCUAAACAUCAGAUAAUGCAUACUAGAGAGAAACCCUACAAAUGCAAACACUGUGACAAGACCUUCAAAUAUCCUUCACCCCUUGUUCAACACGAAAGAAUUCACACUGGAGAGAGACCCUACAAAUGUGAAGUAUGUGGCAAGGCCUUUACUUCUUCUUCAAAUCUGAAAUAUCAUUGGAGACUUCAUACUGGUGAGAAGCCCUAUAAAUGUGAACAAUGUGGUAAAGCCUUUAAAAAUAGUUCAAACGUCACUCGACACUACAAAAUUCAUACUAGAGAAAAUCCAGAUUAACGCAAACACUUUUGUAAAGCCUUCCACAAUUGUUCUCUAACAAUUCAGCACUAAAGAAUUCAUAUAAAAGAAAAACUUUAGAAAUGAAAGGUAUAAGGGAAGACCUUUAAUAAUAGUUCAACCUGGGGCUGGAGAGAUGGAUCAGUGGUUAAUAGCACUGACUGCUCUUCCAGAGGUCCUGAGUUCAAAUUCCAGCAACAAUAUGGCGGCUUACAACCAUCUGUAGUAAGAUCAGGUGCCCUCUUCUGGUGUGUCUGAAGACAGCUACAGUGUACUCACAUAUAUAAAAUAAAUAAAUCUUUAAAAAAAUAAUAGUUCAACCUAUAUUCAACAUCCACCAUUACAUACUGGAAAGAUUUUGUAAUGGUGAAGAAGAUGGCCAUGUUGAGCAUUCUAUACUUAUGGAGCAUCAAAACUUUUAGAGAAAGUCAUACAAAUGCAGGUAAUGCAGCCAUGAGUUGUUUAUAACCAAAUAUUAUACAUACAAAAUGACUUUGGAAGGAACCCUGACAAAUAUAUAAAACUGAGAAAACCAAACUGGUUCAGUAAAAAGCACUUUGUAAACAGUGUUGCAAAACUUUGCUCAUCAUGUAAAUCUUAAGAGAUUUGAGAGAAUUAUCUAUCAUAAGACGCAAAUUCCAGGAGCUGUAUAGCAUUUAGCAAACCACCCAAUGCUGCUUUUAAUUCCUACAGAAUUAAUACAGAACUCUGAACUCACUAAGAAAUGUUUGAUGUGAUAUAAAAACUAAUUAUAACUUUGGAAUCAUGCAGAUUAAGUUUGUGAGGACAUCAAUAUGUUAUAAAUUGAAAUUGUAACAUAAGCUCAAUUUUGAAAAGUGAUAAGAUCAUACAACUAGUGAUUUUAUCAGAAGAACAAAACUGAGUCCUGAGGUUUCAGAGUUUGUUUUGUUCCCCAAAGACCAUAGAUACAGUUUUUGGAAUUUGAAGUUUAGUAACUUCUGUAAAUAAAAAUAAGAUGUUUUUAAUGUA
This is a messenger RNA of Mastomys coucha (southern multimammate mouse), 3939 nucleotides long. RefSeq names its product zinc finger protein 58-like. The transcript is spliced from 8 exons. NCBI's taxonomy places the organism in Eukaryota, Metazoa, Chordata, Mammalia, Rodentia, Muridae. The record is from RefSeq and is a predicted model, not a curated record. Gene Ontology annotation, biological process: regulation of DNA-templated transcription. The coding region runs from base 127 to 2949 and encodes 940 amino acids.